Diceros bicornis minor is the source of this 6252-nucleotide messenger RNA. RefSeq names its product 5'-nucleotidase ecto (gene NT5E). Bases 19 to 2232 code for a protein of 737 amino acids. Gene Ontology annotation, molecular function: metal ion binding; nucleotide binding; 5'-nucleotidase activity. The transcript is spliced from 9 exons. Gene Ontology annotation, cellular component: plasma membrane. The record is from RefSeq and is a predicted model, not a curated record. Gene Ontology annotation, biological process: AMP catabolic process. Lineage: Eukaryota; Metazoa; Chordata; Mammalia; Perissodactyla; Rhinocerotidae.
CUUGCGCUCUUGCACGUGAUGAGCUCGCGCAACCACAAGCCCAACACAAACCUCAAAAGAGGCGAGAAGCAGCGAGGACCUAUACGCGGGUGGACCCUCCGACUCCCCUCUCGCACCCCGGAAAGAGCAGCCCCCGGCAGUGGGAUGGCGGGCGCCCAGGCUCCGUGGUCGGGCCGAAAUCGCGGCCGGUGCCGGCUCCUCGCCGGGAACAACCUCCGCACUGUUCCUGCAGGGAGCGGGUGCGAGCCGCCAACCGCGCCCCCGCCGCCCCGGGUGCCAGGGUCAGAUCGGGUGACCGCGCGGGCGUGCGCCCGGCCGUGGGGCAGGCCUCGGGCCAGAAGGAGGGCCCGCCCCGGCCCCGGCCCCGGCCCGGGCCCCGCCCCGCCCGCCACGGCGCAUAUCCCGGGCGCCCGCCGCGCUCGCCCGCCACGCUGGCCCGCACUCAUCGCCUCUGACCGCCACUCGCCCGGCUCGCCUGCACUCGCGCCCACUCCACGCGGCGCCGCCAUGUGUCCCCAAGCCGCCCGAGCGCCGGCGCUGCGGCUCCUCGCGCUGGGCGCGCUGCUGUGCCCGGCGGCCGGCGCCUGGGAGCUCACCAUCCUGCACACCAACGACGUGCACAGCCGGCUGGAGCAGACCAGCGAGGACUCGGGCAAGUGCGUCAACGCCAGCCGCUGCGUGGGCGGCGUGGCGCGGCUCUUCACCAAGGUGCAGCAGAUCCGCCGAGCCGAGCCCAACGUGCUGCUGCUCGACGCUGGCGACCAGUACCAGGGCACCAUCUGGUUCACCGUGUACAAGGGCGCAGAGGUGGCGCACUUCAUGAACGCCCUGCACUACGAUGCCAUGGCACUGGGAAAUCAUGAAUUUGAUAAUGGUGUAGAAGGACUGAUUGAUCCACUCCUCAAAGAGGCCAAAUUUCCAAUUCUGAGUGCAAAUGUUAAAGCAGAGGGGCCGCUAGCAUCCCAAAUAUCAGGACUUUAUUUGCCAUAUAAAAUUCUUCCUGUUGGCACCGAAGUUGUGGGAAUUGUUGGAUACACUUCAAGAGAAACCCCUUUUCUCUCAAAUCCAGGAAGGAAUUUAAUAUUUGAAGAUGAAAUCACUGCACUACAGCCUGAAGUAGACAAGCUGAAAACUCUAAACGUGAACAAAAUUAUUGCACUGGGACACUCUGGCUUUGAAAUGGAUAAACUCAUCGCUCAGAAAGUGAGGGGCGUGGACGUCGUGGUGGGAGGACACUCGAACACGUUUCUCUAUACAGGCAAUCCACCUUCCAAAGAGGUGCCCGCUGGGAAAUACCCAUUCAUAGUCAUCUCCGAUGAUGGACGAGAGGUUCCUGUGGUCCAGGCCUAUGCUUUUGGCAAAUACCUAGGCUAUCUGAAGGUUGAGUUUGAUGGAAAAGGAAAUGUCAUCACUUCACAUGGAAAUCCCAUUCUUCUCAACAGCAGCAUUCCUGAAGAUCCAAGCAUAAAAGCAGACAUUAACCAAUGGCGGAUAAAAUUAGAAAAUUAUUCUACCCAGGAAUUGGGGAGAACAAUUGUCUAUCUGGACGGCACCACUCAAUCAUGCCGCUUUAAGGAGUGCAACAUGGGCAACCUGAUUUGUGAUGCUGUGAUUAACAACAACCUUAGACACUCGGAUGAAGUGUCCUGGAACCAUGUGUCCAUGUGCAUUUUAAACGGAGGUGGCAUUCGGUCGCCCAUUGACGAGCGGAACAAUGGCACGAUUACCUGGGAGAACCUGGCUGCUGUGAUGCCCUUUGGAGGCACCUUUGACCUGGUCCAACUAAAAGGCUCCACCCUAAAGAAGGCCUUUGAGCACAGUGUGCACCGCUACGGCCAGUCCACUGGAGAGUUCCUGCAGGUGGGCGGAAUUCAUGUGGUGUAUGAUCUUUCCCGAAAACCCGGGGACAGAGUGGUCAAGUUAGAUGUUCUUUGCACCCAGUGUAGAGUGCCCAGUUACGAGCCUCUCAGAAUGGAUAAGGUCUAUAAGGUGAUCCUCCCGAACUUCCUCGUCAAUGGUGGAGACGGAUUCCAGAUGAUAAAGGACGAAAUGUUAAAACAUGACUCUGGUGACCAAGAUAUCAACGUGGUUUCUGGAUACAUCUUAAAAAUGAAAGUAAUUUAUCCAGCAGUUGAAGGUCGGAUCAAAUUUUCUGCAGGAAGUCAUUGUCAUGGAAGCUUUUCUCUAAUAUUUCUUUCAUUUUGGCCAGUGAUCAUUGUGUUAUACCAAUAGCCAAAAAUUCUCCUUGCCAUUAAUGUGUGGAACUGCAUUUUUUCUCAUGUGAGAUUCAAGUCUGCCUUUUAGGAACUGGCUUUGUGAUGGUGUAGACCAUCCUCGCAGGCUCCUACAAGCUGAGCUUAUAGGGUCAUAAAUGAAGACAUUGACAUUAUCACUCAGGAUCAGCAACUUAGCAAGCACACAGGAAAAGAAAUGAAAAUGGGCCCUAAGAGGGGAAGGCCAACCAUCUUUAGUUUACAUGUACAAAUUUUAAUAACUUUUUUAAAAAUUUUAAACCAUAGAAAUCAUUUUCCUCCUUUAUAUCCAUUCUAAUCCACCAAACAACUUAUGUUUACAUAGAAUUUCAUCAUUUACAAGGGAGUUUUCAGCACAUUAUCUUACUUAAUGCCCAUAUCUUUCUUUGGUAGGCAAGACAUGUACUGUUUUUCCCAUUUGACAGAAGAGGAAACUAGAGCUCAGAAAGAGUUGACUUGUUCAAGUCAUACAGCUAAAAGUGACAGAUCCGAGACCUGCACCUAGGUCUUCUAACCUCAAGCCCAGCACUCUUUCAACUAUAUCCAAUCAAUCACUGUUCAGAAUGAUACUCAAUGGUCUCCUCUAUUCAUAACUAUCGAUAGCCACAAGCUCAUGGAUGACAAGUCUGCUUUAUUUCUGGUCUCUAUUUUUUUCCUUUUUAGCUCCUGUUGUUAUAACGAGUUUAAUGGACUAAACAUAGGGCAGCAUUCUGUCUUGCACCCAUGUGCCUUUGAUGAAUCAGGGAACAAAUGGUGCCGCAGAUAAUGAGAAAGGCCAGAGACUGCAAAAGGCAGUCAAGGGGCAGGGAGGAAGACAAGGGAAGAACAGGCCACUCAGGACCGAUUUACAUUACAGAAGAGAAAGAGCUGAAGGGCAUUUAGAUUUGUUAAAUAGAUUUUUGCUGAGGAGCAGCAUAGAGCCUGACACAUGGUAUUAGCUGUUAAUAAUUUUAUGAGAUUCCAUCAGUCCUGCCUUCCUUCUUCCUAACGUGAAGAUGUCAUGAGAAGAGAACCUUCUAAGACAAGGUAUAAUUCUAAACCUGCACCUGUUCCUCCCCAGCAAGAUGCCAGCACUGUACUUAUCCUAGUCACACACACACACUCUCUCCCCUUCCUAUCCUGGUUAUGGAAAACCCAGAGGGGAGACAAGGGUUGAUUUUUGAAAGUGGCAUACGUAAGAAGUUUGACGUCAGCUCUGCCGCCAUGUCCGAACAAUCACUCUAAGUCCAUCUCAAGUACAGAUAUGAGAUCUCCUGCCCGGGAGUGGGCCCCUCAGAAUGGGUGCUCAGGGAACACCUAGACUGAUGAAAUGAUUUAUGCCCAAAGAUCAAAUCCUUGCUUAAGGUAGUAGUGAUACCAUGUGAGCCUGCUCAGCACUGCAUAAAUAAUUCAGCAAGAAAUGGGAACCUUCACCUUAAAAAACAGUGAGCAAACAGCAGCUAGAGGUUUGGAGAAGGAAUAUGUUUGUUUCUUAAUGGUUACAAAUAUUAAGUUCUCUUGAUACAAAAUAUACUUUUAAAUUUCAUAACCUCUUUAUAAAGGUUGCUGCAGUAAAAUAAUGCCCUCAGUUCUAUGCAUAUACGAUUAGUUAUAAAUAAACAAAUGUCAGUAAGAUUGUAAGAGGAAAAUUAGAGAAAGGUGUAUUUGGGGUAUAUUUUUUAUGCUUGGUCAGUAAAAUAGGAUAAAUUCUAUUGGAGCACAAAUUUUUAAAAAACAUUUUUGUAAGUUUUCUAAAUAUGUGUGCAUGUAUUGUGCACUGGUUUAAGAAAUGACCUCAAAACACUUUGCAACUGUUGAUUCCAAACAGUAAAAUUAAAGAUAUGCUCCAUGUUUUUGGUGGUUAUUUCUUCUCUCAAGAAAACACCUAUAACCCAACACACUAUGAGUGAAGGAAAACUCUUUGACAGUUUAUCACUGGUAUCGUUUCCCUUGACCAUGAGCCCCUUGCCAUCUUAUAACCCUCCCUAUCCCCCUUCUCAUCCAAAAAAUGAGAAGAACGAUACAUGCAAUUUUUAGGUAGAACAGUAAAUAAAGGGUGUUUUAAGCAAGACAACUAAAUUUUCUGGCUUUCAUGUACAGAAUCUAAUAUAGAAACCAUUUUGAGGCCUGUAGUGGUUUCCUAAAAAAAAUGUCCACGCUAGAUAGUGUUGGCGAUUUUAACUAAUUUAUCUGAACUGGCUGUGCAUCUAAGAAUCUUCCUCAAGCAUACUGUUGACACAACAGACCAGUUGUUACAUCUUGGUCAAUCUCACACCUUAAGUCCAUUGGUGGCAGAGCUGCCUUCAGCAGUUUGCAACAAAGAGUAAGCUGGGUUUCUCAGAAGAAAGUUUAGGCUGCUAAUAGUUGUCUAUUAGAAGAAGUUGCUCCCUCAGGGACUGUGUGAUCCCAUGGAUGCAUGUCUAGGCUUGCCAAAAUUAGGGAAGGCCCCUGAUUAGUUUCCUGGGGCUGCUGCAACAAAGUGCACAAAUUGGGUGGCUUUAUACAUCAGAAAUCUACCAUCUCACAGUUCUGGAGGCUAGAAGUCUGAGAUCAAGUUGGCAGGGUUGGUUCCUUCUGAGGGCUGUGAGGGACAAUCUGUUCCAGGCCUCUCUCCUACUUUCUGGUAGCCUCAGGCAUUCCUUGCCUUAUAAAUGGUAUUCUCCUCAUGUUUUUACAUCCUUUUCCCUCUGUGCACGUCUGUCUCUGUGUAUAAAUUUCCCCUGCUUGUAAGGAAACAGUUAUACUGGAUUAGGCCCACUAAUGACUUUAUUUUAAUCAUAUACAAAAACCCUAUUUCCAAGUAAGGUCACAUGCACAGGUACUGGCGGUUAGGACUGAAGUCCUGCCACAGGACCUCAGCAUCUUUUUGGGGGAAACAAUUCAACCCAUAACAGUCCCCUGGCAUGAUCAGCUGGGCAGCCCAGAGGCAACCAGCAGCUUCUGUGUCCGAUAUAUUCUGCAAAUGAAAGGUUAUAAUUAAUAUUAUUUUUGUACUGGUAAAAUCAUAUACAUUUUUGAAGUUGAUUUGGUUCAACUAUAGCAAAUCAAAAGGAACCAGUUUUCCUACCUAAUGCAGUCAAAAGGAGGAGCUUUAAACUUUUGUAACAAAUUGGGAGAUUACUAGUGAGUAGUACUGAGGCCUCUAUGAACCUGAAUGAAAUACUUUAUGAAAACAUUCAGUUAACAAAUAAGCUAGUCAGGAUAUGAAAACAGUUUAACUCUGAUCCAUGACAAGGAUGCCUGGCGUAUUAUAAACAACAAUGGAAAUUUAUAGACUCAUUAUUCAUGAGGAUUCUUGGUUGCAAAAAACAAGAAAAUGUCUGUAAGCAGAGACAUAUCAGAAGGAUAUUAGCUAGCUCCCAGAAGCAUCAAGAAGCAUGGAGAGUGAAGCCCAGAAAAUGGAGAGCAAGCAAGGAAAGUGAGGCACUGCCACAGGAGCAGUCUUCCUCAGACACCGCACUGGUGCUGCUGGGUUCACCUCCACCCACAAGGCCUUUGACUUCCUGUGCCUCCCUUCACAUGGAUCAUCUAAUGAGCUGAGCCUGGUUCAGGCCCAAACUUUCAUCAAGAUAGACGGCUGAGUGAGGAUUUUACUCCAGCCUUUUGGCUUCCAUACUGAAAAUCGAUGCCUCCUCUCCCAAUUACCUUGGAAUUCCCCCAAAUAAAUAUGUUCAAUUCUGCACAAUCAAAAAUGAGAAAUGGCUCCUAUGAAUACUGAGAAUUUUUAAGUACAACCAAUAUGUAUGAAAUGAUACGUUAAAAACAAAAACAUUACCUUCUGAGUUUGUCUUGAAAAUUAUACUGAGUUCUUAACUUGCUCAUCAACAAUGUACAUUCACGUGUGUGAUAUUCAGAUUUUUAAGAAAGCCAAAAAUGCCAUAAAAGUAAACAACACUGCAACCUUUUUUUUGGUAAGACAAUCACUAAAUAAUUUGUAAGCAUAUUAGUAAUGAAAUCAGCCUCUAAGAUAUGUUGAUAUUAUUUUAUAAAGAAAAAUAAAUGUGACUAAUCAAAUUUCUAA